AUGUCCAUCCCCAGAUUGGCCACCACCAUCCCGACAAGUUUUGAUCCUCAACUUCCUGUCAAUGCCGGACCAGUCCCGAAAAAUGAACGCCCGAAGGUCCCCGUCAUCCGAGUUUUCGGGACGACGGAGACGGGGCAAAAGGUAUGCGCUCACGUACAUGGCGCAUUCCCAUAUCUCUACAUCGAGUAUCAAGGAAGCUUGAAUCCAAAAGAAGUAAACACUGCCAUUCGCACGCUUCAAUUGUCUGUCGAUCACGCCCUGGCGAUAAGUUAUCGCCGAAAUGCAUACGAAAAGAAAAUGGCGUAUGUUGCCCACAUCACCUUCGUAAAGGGCAUUCCCUUCUACGGGUAUCACGUUGGAUACAGGUUCUUUUUUAAGAUAUACCUGUUCAACCCUAUGAAUAUGACGCGUCUUGCCGACCUUCUGAGACAAGGAGCUGUCAUGAAACGCGUUCUGCAGCCUUACGAGAGCCAUCUGCAAUAUUUGUCACAAUGGAUGUGUGAUUACAAUCUGUACGGCUGUGCGUAUCUCAAGAGCAGCAAAGUGACUUUCCGAGCACCGAUACCGACCUAUCUAGGAAACUCGACACAUAUUUGGCAUGACCGUUCCAUUCCAGAGAGCGCUGUUCUUGAUAAUUCCAUUUUGCCACGACAGAGUCACUGCGAUUUAGAAGUUGAUAUCCAUGUUCAAGAUAUUAUAAAUCGUUCCGAGGUUAAGGAGCGGCCCAUACAUCAGGACUUCGUCGAAAUGUUUCAGCCUCUGGAACCGGACAAGAAGCUUGUACCCAGCUUGGCUGGGCUAUGGGAAGAAGAAGCCCGGCGAAGGAGGAGCAAGCUUAACCCCUCCGAUGCGGAUAGCGGCUCCUCUUUCCGUCCUGAAGAGUUGGUAUCCAUGUCUGCAGAUCCUAGAAAAACGGGUCCUGGCGGUUGGGUUCAUGAGGAGGAGUAUAGAACAAAAAUGCAAGCUGUUGCAGAUGAGGAGCAUCUUGGACGAAAGCCCACUUACACUGAUUUUGUCGCUACGACGUCUUUCGAAGCUACCAUUCGAUCAGCUUUGAGCAGUGUUGAAGAUCUGUUUCCUGGUAACAUACAGGUAAUGGAGCCCGAGGAUUUUGGAAUUGAUAAAAUGGCGGAGGAGUCGAGGGCGCAUGUCGAUGUAGAUGAGAGCCUUAUAGUUACCCCUAGACAGGAGGGCUUCUCGUAUGAUUCGGAUGAUGAUGAUGUGAAUGACUCAUUUUUGCACGAGCAGGAAGUUGAGAUUGCAGGAAACUUAGAGCCCAAAUCAGGCGGAUGA
Histoplasma mississippiense is the source of this 1293-nucleotide messenger RNA. RefSeq lists its product with no specific name. The coding region runs from base 1 to 1293 and encodes 430 amino acids. Gene Ontology annotation, cellular component: zeta DNA polymerase complex; nucleus. The transcript is spliced from 3 exons. Lineage: Eukaryota; Fungi; Ascomycota; Eurotiomycetes; Onygenales; Ajellomycetaceae. Gene Ontology annotation, biological process: error-prone translesion synthesis; double-strand break repair via homologous recombination. Gene Ontology annotation, molecular function: DNA-directed DNA polymerase activity. The record is from RefSeq and is a predicted model, not a curated record.